Neoarius graeffei (lesser salmon catfish) is the source of this 2275-nucleotide messenger RNA. It is a transcript of the gene c1qtnf2, whose product is annotated as C1q and TNF related 2. The transcript has 3 exons. The coding region runs from base 218 to 1150 and encodes 310 amino acids. NCBI's taxonomy places the organism in Eukaryota, Metazoa, Chordata, Actinopteri, Siluriformes, Ariidae. Gene Ontology annotation, molecular function: protein binding. The record is from RefSeq and is a predicted model, not a curated record.
UCCAGUUGAAUUUCAUGAUUCCUCCAAAAGUCCCCUCCCCUGAAGCCAGUCCAAAACCGAAUACAUCAUGUCCAAAGCAUGUGGAGUCUGGAGGGAGUGCGUCAAAGCAGGGUGAAUGCUGCUGCUGCUGCUGCUGUUGUGUGGAGCAGACCGAGGAUCUCAGCUAGAGAGCUCGUUUCAAACGCUUCUCACGUUUGCACAAACUUGCUGAGGGCAGAUGGCGUCUGGUAUUGCACGUGAACGAGACCUGCGUCACAGCUGCGGCGUGCAUCCACUCUUCUUGGCUACUUGCCUGCUGUCUCUGUCUUUUGUCCUGACUGUGAAAUCUGCUGUAAAGAAAGAACGCAAUUUCACCAUUCACUCGUCUCAGCUUACUUGCAGUUUGCCCGGGCCUCCAGGAGCACCGGGCAGCCCGGGGCCUGCAGGGCCCAGUGGGGGAGUAGGACGGAUGGGUUCACCAGGAUCUGAUGGUCAGGAUGGUGAGGAUGGGGACAAGGGUGAUAAAGGAGAGAAAGGGGAGCCAGGUCGCACAGGGAAUCCUGGAAAACCAGGACUGAAGGGUCGCCAAGGAGUUAUUGGAAGGGCGGGACCGAGAGGUCUGAAAGGCACACGGGGGGCAUCUGGUGUGCGUGGGCUGGGAGGGCUGAAAGGUGAAACGGGAGAUUUGGGUGAACCUGGGGUCCCUGGUGGAUGUGAAUGUGGGCCUCAAGCACGCUCGGCCUUCUCAGUCGCAAUUAGCAAGAGUUAUCCGAAGGAACGCACGCCCAUCCGCUUCGACCGCAUCCUGAUGAACGAAGGCGGCCAUUACAAUGCCAGCAGUGGCAAGUUCACCUGCGCAGUCCCAGGUGUGUACUACUUCAGCUAUGACAUCACGCUGGCUAACAAGCACCUAGCGAUCGGUCUUGUCCACAACGGGCAGUACAAAAUCAAGACUUUCGACGCCAACACAGGGAACCAUGAUGUAGCAUCAGGCUCGACUGUGCUCCGACUCCAGAAAGGAGAUCAUGUGUGGCUUCAGAUCUUCUACUCCGAGCAGAAUGGCCUUUUCUUCGAUCCAUUCUGGACUGACAGUCUGUUCACGGGAUUUCUUAUCUACGCAGACCAGAUUCCUCAGAGGAAUAUCUCUCCUGCUAGCUCUGGGGCCUCCUGAUGGAAGCUUUACUGAUGAUCAGAAAUACAUCUGCACCUGGUCAAGUUGAACCUCUUGAAAUUCACCACCAUUUUUAUGCACGCUACUUUCUUUAUAACAUUAUAGUUCAAAUGUUGUCUUCACAGAGCGACUAUUCACCAUUUUCAGGGAUGUGUGACAUAAAAUUUGUGUUCUUUUACUCAUUCAUUAUCUUUAUUCUCUUAUUCUAUUCUACUGUUAUUUGAUUGUCUUCUUUUCUGAAUCCUUUUCACACCAAAUUCUGUACAGUUCUUGUCAUGCACUGUUCAAGUAAAAUGCAUCCUUGUUGGUGACCAAACGGCUUAGACGUGCAGAUUUCAUGAUGCUGAAACUGGAAGCCAUGAGAUGUUCUUACACAUUAGAAACAUUAACGUCCCAUAGGAGCAAGUGUAGCAGAGCCCAACCACAUCAGCCAUCAGCAACUGAUGUUAAAGUCCUCAUUCGCACUUAUGUUUUAAAUUCCACUGAAAUACAAACUAGUCUAAUAAUGUUGGUAUUUGACAGAUAAAUGUAAGCCUUUCUAGAUGUUGCACAAUUGUGCUGCAGCAUUCUAACUGCCUGAUAAUGUUGUAGUCAAGACCACCUAAACCAAGACCAAAUCAAGACUGAGAUUUUGAGGGGUUGAGACCGAGUCAAACCAAGGCUUUGAGGGGUUGAGACCAAGUCAAGACCAAGACUUUGAGGGUUGAGACCAAGUUAAGACAAAGACUUUGAGGGGUUGAGACCAAGUUAAGACAAAGUCUUGGAGGGGUUGAGACCAAGUUAAGACAAAGACUUUGAGGGGUUGAGGUCAAGCCAAAUCCAAGACUUUGAGGGGUUGAGACCAAGUCAAGACAAAGACUUUGAGGGGCUGAGACCAAGUCAAGACAAAGACUUUGAGGGGCUGAGACCAAGUCAAGACAAAGACUUUGAGGGGCUGAGACCAAGUCAAGACAAAGACUUUGAGGGGUUGAGACCAAGUCAAGACAAAGACUUUGAGGGGCUGAGACCAAGCCAAGACCAAGAAUUUGAGGGGUUGGGACCAAGUCAAGGCUAAGACUUUGAGGGAUUGAGACCAGUGGCGGCUGGUAGUCUUUCAAACAGGGGAGGCUGGUCAGUUACGAUAUU